Molecule: messenger RNA, 4046 nt
Organism: Sebastes umbrosus (honeycomb rockfish)
Lineage: Eukaryota; Metazoa; Chordata; Actinopteri; Perciformes; Sebastidae
Gene: pik3cg
Product: phosphatidylinositol-4,5-bisphosphate 3-kinase, catalytic subunit gamma
Exons: 24
Coding region: 171-3542 (1123 amino acids)
Biological process (GO): cell migration; phosphatidylinositol-mediated signaling; phosphatidylinositol-3-phosphate biosynthetic process
Cellular component (GO): phosphatidylinositol 3-kinase complex, class IA; phosphatidylinositol 3-kinase complex, class IB; plasma membrane
Molecular function (GO): 1-phosphatidylinositol-3-kinase activity; 1-phosphatidylinositol-4-phosphate 3-kinase activity
Source: RefSeq, a predicted model, not a curated record
UCUACUUCCUGUUAGCCGGCAGCUUGUCAACCUUUAGAAGGAGCGCAGCAAACUUUUACCAACAACUUUAAAACUCAUCUUUCUACUCUGGUUUUAGGUUUCUUCAUGUAGCAUAAAUGCCGAAACCUUCGCCUAAAGCUCCGGGUUUCGUCUGCGUUCAUUGCUAGGCGAUGGACGGGCAGCAGAUCCAGGUGAGCGACGAAGAGCCCAAAGUCCUGCGUGAAGAGCCCCGGAGGAGGAGGAGAAAGAAAGCCAUCACGUCGUCCUCCUGCGCCUCCAUGGAUCAGAGUACUGUUGAGUUCGUCCUGCCGACCUUGGCGCGGGGCGGAAACAGCCCCGACACGCUGCUGCUGGAGGUCGCCGGGAACUGGACGGUGGAGCAGGUGAAAGCUCAGGUGUGGCUGAAGGCGGUGACCUUAAACCUCUGUCCUGAAUUCUAUCAGCGGCUUUCCCCUGACCACUGCAUCCUGCUCUACCAGAAGAAAGGCAACGUGUGUGAGAUCUACGAUAAGCACCAGGUGUUCCAGACGCUGGACUGCAUCCGUUACUGGAGAGCCCUGAAGAAAGACGUGGGGCGGAUCCAGUUGGUUCCCCGUCCACAGCCCUCAGACGAGUCCCAGCAGUACCAGCGCUACCUCAACUACCUGAUAGGCUACGACGUGACCGAUGUGAGCAACGUGCACGACGACGAGCUGGAGUUCACCCGCAGGAAGCUGCUGACGCCGCGGCGCAUCGAGCUGUCCGACCGUGACGCAAAACUCUACUCCAUGGACCCCUGGGUGACCCGCAAGCCGCUGCCUGAGCACCUGCUCAGCAAGGUCAGCAACACUCACAUCCUGGCGGUGAUCCACAUCGGCACGGCCAGCCAGACCAUCAAGGUCUCCAUCGACGACACGCCAGCACAGGUGUUGGUGAGCUUCUUCGCCAAAACGGCAAAUAAGAGAGUUUUGCUGGGCAUUCCCGACAACACGUGCGAGGGCGACUUUGUGCUCCGUGUGAGUGGAAGGGAGGAGUACCUGUACGGGGAUAAACCGCUGCAGGACUUCAACUGGAUCCGUCAGUGUCUGAAGAACGGGGAGGAAAUCCACCUGGUCCUGGUGACGCCGCCGGACACAGACCUGGAUCUGGUUCAGAAGGAGGACUGGGCACAAGUGGAUGAUUGCACCGGAGUCGCAGGUACCCAUGAGCAGCUGACCAUCGAUGAGAAGGACCAUGAGCGGGUGUUCACCAUCUCUAUGUGGGACUGUAACAGAAAGUUCAGGGUGAAGGUGCUGGGCAUUGACAUCCCAUCCCUCCCCAAGAUCCCAGAGUUUAUUGUCUUCAUAGAAGCUAGCAUCUUCCACGGCCAACAGCUUUUAGCUCAGGAGAGGACGUCCUCUAAAUCCUUCAAUGAAGAAGUGCUGUGGAACUGCUGGUUGGAGUUUAACAUUAAGAUCAAGGACCUGCCUAAAGGGGCGCGACUCAACCUCCAGGUGGUCUGCGGGAAGCAGCCCGUGACGCCAAACACCAAGGGAGCCUCCACCUACCAGGAUAAUACAGCAGGAACCAACAGCCAUGACGCAAAGACCAAGAGCCGCCUCCUGUACUACGUCAACCUGCUGCUGAUCGACCACCGCUCCCUGCUCCGCCAGGGCGAGUUCAUCCUCCACAUGUGGAAGAUGCCGGAGAAGAGCGACGAGAGCAGCAGCAGCAUCAACGCCGACAAGCUCACGUCGGCCACCAACCCGGACAAGGCCUCCGCCAUGGCCAUCGCCAUCCUGCUGGACAAGUACUGCUACCCCGUGGUGCUGCCCAAGAGCCGCGCCGUGGCCCGGGACUUCGGGGCCGGCGGCGAGGAGGCCGAGGGAGGGGAGCGCGGCCAGAGGGAGAUGCCCAACCACCUGAAGAAACAGUUUGCGGCCAUCGUGGCCACCGACCCCUUGCACCCGCUCAGCCCUGAGGACAAAGAGCUGCUGUGGCACUUCAGACACGAGUGUAUGCGCGACCCCAGGGCCUACCCAAAGCUCCUGGGUUCAGUCCGGUGGGGGAAACAGGAAGACGUUUUGGCAACGCACCGUCUGUUGGAGCGCAGCAGCGCGUGGGACAGCAGUGGUCGGGAUGUUGGUCUGGCCAUGCAGCUGCUGGACUGCCACUACUCGGACGCUCAGGUUCGCUCAAUGGCCGUCAGGAAGCUGGAGACUCUGGAGGACGACGACGUGCUCAGAUACCUCCUGCAGCUCGUACAGGCGGUCAAGUUUGAGCCGUACCAUGACAGCGCCCUUGUCAGGUUCCUGCUGAAGAGAGCUCUGAGGAGUAAGCGUAUCGGUCACUUUCUCUUCUGGUUCCUGCGCAGCGAGAUCGCCCAGUCCAUGCACUACCAGCAGAGGUACGCUGUCCUGCUGGAGGCCUACGUCAGAGGCUGCGGUGAAGACAUGCUGCUGGACUUCAGGAAACAGGUGGAGAUGACGGACGCUCUGCAGAAAGUCACCCGUGAGAUGAAGGCCAUGUCGGCCGACAAGUCCGAUAUUACCCCACAAGUGUUGUUUCAGUUGCGUCAGAAGCUGGAGAUGCUGCAGUCGUCCGGUCUGCCGGAGAGUUUCAGAGUCCCUUACGAUCCUGGACUAAGAGCUGGAGCCCUGCUGAUCGAGCAGUGUAAAGUGAUGGCGUCUAAGAAGAAGCCGCUGUGGCUGCAGUUUAAAAGGGCCGACCCCACCACUCUGUCCAAAGACUCCAUCGGCAUCAUCUUCAAAGACGGCGACGACCUCAGACAGGACAUGCUCAUCCUGCAGAUUCUGCUGAUUAUGGAGUCGAUCUGGGAGACGGAAUCGCUGGAUCUCUGUCUGUUACCGUACGGCUGCAUCUCCACUGGGAACAGAAUAGGUAUGAUUGAGAUUGUGAAGGACGCCACCACCAUCGCUAACAUCCAGCAGAGCGUUGUGGGAAGCACCGGAGCGUUUAAAGAUGAAAUCCUUCAUCAGUGGCUCCGGGACAAGUGUGUCAGCGAGGACAAGUUCCAGCAGGCUGUGGAGAGGUUCCUGUAUUCCUGCGGUGGCUACUGUGUGGCUACCUACGUUCUGGGUAUUGGGGAUCGCCACAAUGACAACAUCAUGAUCACUGAAUCUGGGAAUCUCUUCCACAUCGACUUUGGUCACAUCCUGGGGAACUACAAGAGCUUCAUGGGAAUCAGUAAGGAGUGGGUUCCCUUCGUGCUCACACCGGACUUCCUCUACGUCAUGGGAACGUCAGGAAAGAAGAGUAGCCCCCACUUCCAGAAGUUCCAGGACGUGUGUGUGAAGGCUUACCUCGCCCUUCGGCACCACACCAACCUGCUCAUCAUCCUCUUCUCCAUGAUGCUGAUGACCGGCAUGCCCCAGCUGACCAGCAAGGAAGACAUCGAGUACAUCCGCGAGGCGCUGACCGUCGGCCGCAGCGAGGACGAGGCGCAGCGCCACCUGCUGGACCAGAUAGAGAUCUGCAGGGAGAAAGGCUGGAUGGUUCAGAUCAACUGGUUUGUUCACCUGGUGCUGGGAAUUAAGCAGGGUGUGGAGAAACGGUCCACUUAGGUCUCUGUAUAAACUAGAUUUCAAGUUUUUCCUUAUAAGGUCAAAAGUUUUUUACUUGUGGUGUAAAUAUGUUUUACAAGAUGGUUCCAACAGAAGACUGGAAAGCUAUAAAGCUGAUCGCACAGAUUUAGAAUUUUAUCAUUUCAAAUAUAAAGACGUUUUUAUGAAGAAUAAUAAGAGAUGGGAUCUGACAAACCAAUCAAAACCAAUCAUUUCAACUAUGGAGAAAGGCUGGAACUUUAAAAUCAAAGCUAAACAGGGUCUGCAAGAGUGACUGAUUUUAAACCUGCAUGUAUGAAGACUUGGCACCGAGAUGUGUUAAUUAAAUGUAAUUGAUUAUAUUCUAUGGUGAGGAGACCUAGUGCAGAAUAUAUACGCCACAGGAGUGACCAAGUCAAACAUUCACAACAAACUCAAUAACAUUUAUAGGAGUUUUUAUUCCUCAUUUGCCUAAAUCAGGGGUCAGCAACCUUUACUAUCAAAAGAGACAUUUUAGGCAAAAAA